AUGUCCACAGCAAGUGAAAAGGCCAAACAUAUUGAUGGUGUGAAUGUACUCAUCUGGGAUGAAAUUUCUAUGACUAGUCAACGACUUUUUGAAUUGGUUAAUGCUUUGCACAAUCGUUUAUUGGACAACACCUAUGCAUUCAGAGGAAUUCAAGUUAUAUUGGUUGACAAUUUUCGGCAAAUAGAACUGCCAAAGAUUUUCAGGCAACAUGACUCGGAGUGCAACUUACGAACUGCGUUGGAUAAGUUACGAGCAGGUGAGUGGGAUGACGACAUGGAACAGUAUUUCAAUUCUUUAAGUAGAGACUUGGGGAUGGUGAGGGAGGAAGAACAGCCGCUGCACCUUUACUUUAGGAAGCUACCAGUAGAGAUUCACAACCAAGACAUUCUGUCAUGCCUACCUGGCCCGUUGUUGAGAUUUGAAAACAGAGAUGGUGGACAUCCCAAGUUACUCGAAAAUUCUAUCAAUAAAGUGUUAUCCCUGAAAGCCGGUUGCAAAGUUAUGUUACUCUUUAGCAUCAAUAAUAACUUGAAGAAUGGAAACCAGGGAAUAUUUCAUGGUAUAAAUUCUGAAAGUGCAAAUGGUGAAGAUCAACUUCUUGUCACCUUCCUGAGGAGAUGAACAGUUAAGAUUGAGCAGUAGACAUGGAGCAGAUACCAUUCCAACGGUUCUGUGAUUGGAACUAGGACGCAGUUCCCACUAACAACAUGUUAUGCAAUGACAGUGCACAAGGCCCAAGGUCUUACCCUUGAUUCAUUAGUCGUUCAUUGCGCACAAGAGUUUGUACCAGACCAAACUAGCUUUGUCGCGAGUGAAAAAAUUUUUAAAACGUCCUCACAUACUAUCGUUAGAUAUUGGUCAGCACAUGAUUAA
Molecule: messenger RNA, 873 nt
Organism: Dendronephthya gigantea
Lineage: Eukaryota; Metazoa; Cnidaria; Anthozoa; Malacalcyonacea; Nephtheidae
Product: ATP-dependent DNA helicase PIF1-like
Exons: 3
Biological process (GO): DNA repair; telomere maintenance
Molecular function (GO): DNA helicase activity
Source: RefSeq, a predicted model, not a curated record